UGCCAGUCCCAAAGAUGGCUGCGUACAUGAGGAUUCCCAAAACAUGCCAAGCUCUUUUAAACGCGAAAUAUUUCAGCUCAGUGAUAGGCUUAAGGGCGCGCUUAGCCUUUACUUCUACGGCGAGACAUGCCGAAUUCACGUCAAAAAGAGUACGAAGUAUGUUUACUGAAUUCUUCAGAGAUCGGCACCGACACAAGCUUGUGCAGUCCUCUCCAGUGCGCCCGCGAGGGGACCCAAGCCUCUUGUUCGUCAAUGCAGGCAUGAACCAGUUCAAGCCCAUCUUCCUGGGCGCGGUGGACCCUCGCAGCGAGAUGGCGCAUUACCGGCGGGUGGUGAACAGUCAGAAAUGCGUCCGCGCCGGCGGCAAGCACAACGACCUGGACGACGUGGGCCGGGAUGUCUACCAUCACACCUUCUUCGAGAUGCUGGGAAACUGGUCCUUCGGAGACUACUUCAAGGAAGAGGCCUGCUCCAUGGCCUGGGAGCUGCUGACGGAGGUGUACGGGAUCCCGCCGGAUCGGCUGUACGUGUCGUACUUCGGCGGGGACGCCGCUCUGGGGCUGGCGGCUGACGAGGAAACGCGGGAAAUCUGGCUGAGCCUGGGGGUCCCACCAAGUCGCGUCCUGCCGUUUGGGAUGAGGGAGAAUUUUUGGGAGAUGGGGGAGACGGGGCCCUGCGGUCCGUGCACGGAGAUCCACUACGAUCAUGUAGGGGGGCGGAACGCGGCCAGCCUGGUGAACCAGGACAGCCCGGAGGUGGUUGAGAUCUGGAACCUGGUCUUCAUGCAGUACACCAGGGAGGUGGACGGCAGCCUGCGGCCCCUCCCCCAGCUCAGUGUGGAUACCGGGAUGGGCCUGGAGCGGCUGGUCACCGUCCUGCAGGGCCAGCGCUCCAACUACGACACCGACCUGUUCACCCCUCUGCUGUCUGCCAUUCACCAGAACUCCAGGUGUCCGGAGUACCGUGGCCGAACCGGACAGGCCGAUGACGGAAAUGUGGACAUGGCGUACCGCGUCCUCGCUGACCACAUCCGCACCCUGUCCGUCUGCAUCGCCGACGGAGUCUACCCCGGCAUGUCCGGCGCCGAGCUGGUGUUGAGGCGCAUUCUACGGCGGGCGGUGCGUUACUCCACAGAGGUGCUGCUGGCCCCCCCGGGGACGCUGGCCAGCCUGGUCCCCACUGUGGCCCAAAUACUGGGUGAAGCCUAUCCUGAACUGUACAGAGAAACUGUGAGGAUCAUGGACAUCAUCAACGACAACGAAGCCCAGUUUCUCUCCUCCUUAAAGCAGGGGAGGGGUGUGAUUGACAGAACCCUCCAGAAGAUGGGCGGGGCCCAGCUGUUUCCAGGGUCUGUUGCCUGGUCACUGCAUCGCAACCUUGGCUUUCCCAUGGACCUGAUUGGCUUAAUGCUGGAGGAGAGGGGCGUGACCAUGGAUACAGAGGCUGUGGAUAGGCUAGCGGCAGAAGAAGAAAAGUUGAAGACUCAUACCGAGGGUCCUAACAGAGAGAGCUGUACUGAGCUGGAUCUGCACAGUCUCUCAGCACUGCAGGGGGCGGGGAUUCCCCACACUGACGAUUCUCCAAAAUACCGCUAUUCCCUGGACCAGGAUGGCCGAUAUGUGUUCCCGUCCUGCUGGUCCACGGUGCGAGCCCUGUACAGCUCACAGUCUCUGGUGUCGGAGGUGCGGGAGGGGCAGAGGUGUGGGGUGGUCCUGGAUCAGACCUGCUUCUACGCCGAGCAGGGAGGCCAGACCCACGACCAGGGCUACUUCAUCCGGGACGGGCUGCAGGACGUCCUGUUCCCGGUGGAGGCGGUGCAGCAGGUGGGCGGGUACGUGGUCCACCAGGUAACCGCCGGCGACGCCCUGCGGACUGGUGACAGGGUCCAGCUGUUUGUAGACACGGCACACAGACUGGCCUGUAUGGUGAAGCACACGGCGACACACGUCCUCAACUUCUCGCUCCGGCAGCUGCUGGGGGAGGGGGUGGAGCAGAGGGGGUCUCAUGUCACGCCCGACCGGCUGCGUUUCGACUUCAGCGUGAGGGGCUCUCUGAACGUCCAGCAGCUCCAGGAAGUCGAGCAGAAGGUGCAGGAAGUCAUCGCGCAGAACGAGGAUGUGUACGUCCAGGAGCUGCCGCUGGCCCUGGCCAAACACAUACCCGGCCUGAGAACAGUGGAUGAGGUGUACCCGGAUCCAGUCAGGGUGGUGUCUGUGGGAAUCCCUGUUCCUGACCUGACCAACUCUUCCACUGACCGGCCGACAUCUGUGGAGCUUUGCUGUGGAACACACUUGCUGAGGACGGGGGAGAUCCAUGACUUUGUCAUUGUGGCAGAGAGACAGCUGGUGAAGGGAGUGAGCCGGGUCGUGGCUGUCACUGGAGAGGAAGCUCGAAAGGCCCGUGAGGCGGGGCACACCCUGGUCCAGGAGGUGGAGUCUUUGUCGGCACGGCUACCGUCUGCAGGCUCCGCCCUCUGCACUGCACACAGGCUAUCCAAAGAAGUGGGCCAGCUGACUGAUGCGGUGGAAAACGUGCUCAUGCCACAGUGGCAGAGGAAAGAGCUCCAUCAUCGUCUGAAAGCGAUGCAGAGAUCCACCAACACUGCCAUCAGGAAGCUGGAGACCAGCGAGGCCGCAGGGAAAGCCCACGUCCUGCUGGAGAAACACGGCAGUAAGGCUGUGGUCGUGGACACUGUGGAGGCAGAUUCAAUAUCAGUGGUGAUGAAGGUGGUGAAUCAGUACAGUGAUCGGGCCCCGGGGACCAAGGUCAUGCUCCUGUCCCACCUGCAGUCCGGGAGGGUCCUGUGUGCCUGUCAGGUGCCCAAGGGCUGCAGUGCUCUCUCUGCCAGUGAUUGGGCCCUGGCCGUCUGUAGCCACCUGGGGGGCAACGCAGGAGGGUCCUCUACUGUUGCCAAGGGAACAGGAAACACGCAGGACAUCACAGAGGCCCUCCGGUGGGCCGAGGAGUUUGCCUGCGCCAAGUCCCAACACUGACCCAGUACCAACCCAACACUGACCCACACACGGACCCAAUACCAACUCAACACUUACCCAAUACCAACCCAAAACAGACCCAAUGCACUGGUCCAGUGCCAAUCCAGCUCUGACCGAACAGAAUGACCUAACAUUGACCCACCGCA
This is a messenger RNA of Anguilla anguilla (European eel), 3139 nucleotides long. It is a transcript of the gene aars2, whose product is annotated as alanyl-tRNA synthetase 2, mitochondrial (putative). The transcript is spliced from 22 exons. The record is from RefSeq and is a predicted model, not a curated record. Gene Ontology annotation, biological process: alanyl-tRNA aminoacylation; tRNA modification. Gene Ontology annotation, molecular function: alanine-tRNA ligase activity; aminoacyl-tRNA deacylase activity; amino acid binding. Gene Ontology annotation, cellular component: cytoplasm; mitochondrion. NCBI's taxonomy places the organism in Eukaryota, Metazoa, Chordata, Actinopteri, Anguilliformes, Anguillidae. The coding region runs from base 15 to 2993 and encodes 992 amino acids.